CGCGCAGCUCUCGCGAGCUGUCAAGAAGGUGGAAAGCAGUGGAAAAUGGCGUCUCGGGAGUCAGGCAGUUCUGUGAGCCCUAUACCUUGGGCGGCUGCGCUGCUCCUGGUUCUGGGCAUGGAAAGGGCCCUGGCUCUACCUGAGAUAUGCACUUGGUGUCCGGGAGGUGUACACAAUUUGUCCAGAGUAGCUGCUUACUGUGAGGAUACAUCGAAGCUAAUGCAGGCCCGGUGCUGCCUGAGUCAGAAGGGCACCAUCUUGGGGCUAGAUCUUCAGAACUGUUCUAUGAAGGAUCCUGGUCCAAACUUUUUACAAGCUUAUACUGCUAUUAUCAUAGACCUUCAAGCAAAUCCCCUCAAGGAUGAUUUGGCCAACACCUUCCGUGGAUUUACUCAGCUGCAGACUCUGAUACUACCACAAGAUGUCCCCUGUCCUGGAGGUCUUAAUGCCUGGGACAAUGUUACUUCUUUCACGGACAAGCAGAUUUGCCAAGGGCAAAAGGACCUUUGCAAUAGCACUGGAAGCCCAGAAAUGUGUCCUGAGAAUGGAUCUUGUGCAUCUGACGGUCCUGGUCUUUUGCAGUGCGUUUGUGCUGAUGGUUUCCAUGGAUACAAGUGUAUGAGGCAGGGCUCAUUUUCACUGCUUAUGUUCUUUGGGAUUCUGGGAUCCACCACGCUAGCCAUCUCCAUUCUACUUUGGGGAACCCAGCGCCGGAAGGCCAAGGCUUCAUGAACCACACAAGACUUCCAGCUCACCUGAGUGAGCACCCUGAUCUAUCGAGUACCGGUCGCGGCGCAGCCAGGAAGAUUUACUUCGUUGACAAUUACUGGCCAGUGAACAGAACUGCUUAAGGCUGAAGCGGCCAUUGAUCAUGAAAGAAAGUGUCAAAUUGCACCACCUCGGGGGUCUCGUGGACUCUGGUUCAGGAGUGGACUAGUACUAAUUUGUAUUAUUGACUACAAUAAACACCUUUUCCCCCC
This is a messenger RNA of Apodemus sylvaticus (European woodmouse), 980 nucleotides long. It is a transcript of the gene Atraid, whose product is annotated as all-trans retinoic acid induced differentiation factor. NCBI's taxonomy places the organism in Eukaryota, Metazoa, Chordata, Mammalia, Rodentia, Muridae. The record is from RefSeq and is a predicted model, not a curated record. The transcript is spliced from 7 exons. Gene Ontology annotation, biological process: positive regulation of osteoblast differentiation. The coding region runs from base 46 to 732 and encodes 228 amino acids. Gene Ontology annotation, cellular component: intracellular membrane-bounded organelle.